GUGGUUUUCUAAUUUUCGGAUCCAAAGUCUUGUUGUUUCAGAAUUCCAGGUAAACACAGUCGAGGAAGCGAAGCAGGUUAUACAGAUUCCGGCGACACUUUCCGAUCAGAUCUGCUCGUCUUCUCCUCUCUCGGCUGCUCGGAACCUACCGAAGGUGCGACUUCCUAUUAUCUAUCAACGAAGAACACAUGUAUUAAUCAUAUAUUCACAUGCUCUCUUGUUGCUGCUCCUGCUCGUGGAUCGUUAAUUUUCCGAUGAUUUGAAUCCCUGACGAGUUCGCAAAUAGAACCGAGUUCGGAUUUAUGAUAUAGAUGAUUAGUUCCUGUCCUGGAUCUCAUCCCGGUCCACUUUGAUUUUGGAUCUGUAGGACUGGGAGUUUGAUGGAGGGCGUUGGAGGCAGUGCUGCUGCCGCCGUGAACCAGCAGCGGCAUGAAUUUUCGAAGAUUUUUCAGUAUUAUUUGGACAAGAGCACGCCGCAUGCCAUGUAUAGAUGGAUUGGGACUUUUGCUCUAGCAUCUCUCUACGCUUUGAGGGCGUAUUAUGUCCAAGGGUUCUACAUUGUGAGCUAUGGUUUGGGAAUCUACCUUUUGAAUUUGCUGAUUGGUUUUCUGUCACCUCUCGUUGAUCCAGAGCUCGACCCUUCGGAUGGUCCUAUGCUCCCCACUAAAGGUUCAGAUGAGUUCAAACCUUUCAUUCGCCGCCUCCCGGAAUUCAAGUUCUGGUAUGCAAUCACAAAGGCUUUCUGCAUUGCCUUUGUCAUGACUUUCUUCUCCAUAUUUGAUGUUCCUGUGUUCUGGCCUAUAUUGUUGAUCUACUGGAUUGUCCUCUUUGUCCUCACUAUGAAGCGCCAAAUUUCCCACAUGCUCAAGCAUAGAUAUAUCCCAUUCAACAUCGGAAAGCAGAAGUACAGUGGGAAGAGAGGAAUAACAAGUGGGAGAAGUCCGAGAGGGGACUAAAUUUUGUGCAUGUUUGUGCUAUAGAGUAGAAGUUGCUGGAAUUUGUGUACUUACAAGUGUAAUAUGGUACCAGUAGUAUAUUACUCCCCAAAAGAAUGCAAUUUCAUUUCUGCAUUAUUGUUGACAGUGAAUUGGUUAUACUUAAGAUGCCCAUUUAUAUAUGUUUGCCCAUAAUUUGUUGCAUUUGUAUUUUGUAGUCUAUUGAUUCCAUGUGAUUAUUAUAGUGCCUUUGACAGUCUGCACUUCAGUUUUGGCCUUUAUUUCCACUAAGGUUAAUGAAAAAGGAUGAGCCCC
This is a messenger RNA of Cuscuta campestris, 1250 nucleotides long. The record is from the annotation of a GenBank genome assembly. Lineage: Eukaryota; Viridiplantae; Streptophyta; Magnoliopsida; Solanales; Convolvulaceae.